Messenger RNA from Neoarius graeffei (lesser salmon catfish), 1671 nucleotides. RefSeq lists its product as uncharacterized. Gene Ontology annotation, molecular function: nucleic acid binding. Lineage: Eukaryota; Metazoa; Chordata; Actinopteri; Siluriformes; Ariidae. The transcript has 2 exons. The record is from RefSeq and is a predicted model, not a curated record. The coding region runs from base 671 to 1606 and encodes 311 amino acids.
UAUAUCUCAGCUGAUUGACAAAUAUGUAAUUGAAUAAUUGACAGCAGAUAUUUAUUGGGUAAAUUGGACCAACCACAGCUGAUCAUAGUAUGGCUCAAAUGUAGACACUUACAAAAGGAGGCCUUUGUGGAGUAAUGCUUGUAAUGGAGUAAGCAGAAAGAGAAUGUCUGGACGAGGAAGACUAAGAGUGAGGGGCCAAGGGAGAGGUGCAGGCCCAGGAAGGGAUGCAGGAAGAGGGGUAGCUGCAGGAAGAAGGGCAGAUGUUGCAAGAAGAGGUGCCGGUGCAGUGAGAGGUGCAGCCCCGGUAAUAGGUGUGAGCCCAGUAAGAGGAGCAGGCCAGAGAAGAGGGCAUGGUAGAGGGGUCAGGAUGCGUGGUGGAGGCAUUAGAAGAGCUGCACGAAUGGUGGUGACUGAUGAAAUCCGUGCCACUGUCAUUGACCAUGUGGUAAAUCAUGGUCUGUCCCUAAGAGAGGCAGGUGAAAGGGUGCAGCCCAAUGUGCCAAGGUCAACAGUUGCCAGUAUUGUUCGCAUAUUUCAACAAACCAACAGGUACGUAUUUACAUGGAUUGUGUCUAUUUUCAUUGGUAAAUUACUGUAUACAGUAAGUAUUUGUGGUAAUUUUGUGUUUUUACAUACUGUAUUUUCCCUUUACUGUAUUUUACUGUAAAGGAUGGAACGCCUUCCUCGCUCUGGGGGAAGAGGAAGGCUCCUGAACAAUGACCAAGAGCUGGCCAUUGUGGCAAUGGUUGUUGCAAACAACGAAAUCAGACUGCGCGAAAUUCAGGCCAGAAUUGUUGAUGAAAAUGAAGUGUUUGAGAACAUCAACAGCAUCAGUCUCACUACCAUUGCACGCACACUAUCAAAACACAGAAUGCGAAUGAAGCAGCUCUACACUGUACCGUUCGAUUGGAACAGUGAUCGAGUGAAGGAUCUACGAAGGCUGUAUGUGCAGAGAGUCAUGGAAUUGGAGGCCAACCAGGUCCCUCACGAAUUUAUCUUCAUCGACGAGGCUGGCUUCAAUGUGUCAAAAAGGCGUCGUCGCAGAAGAAAUGUAAUAGGAAAAAGGGCUACAGUUGAUGUACCAGGGCAGAGGGGUGCCAACAUCACUAUGUGCGCAGCAAUAGCACAUACAGGCUUACUUCUGCACAGGUCUCAGGUCGGGCCUUACAACACAGAGCGCCUCAUUGCAUUCAUGAAUGACCUUCACCAGCAACUGGUUCCAAAACAAUAUGAUGAGGGUGACAACAUCAGCACCUUCGUGAUCACGUGGGAUAACGUUGCUUUCCACCACUCACAGGCAGUGACGGCAUGGUUCAGGGAUCACCAAAGAUUUGUACGCCUCUUCCUUCCACCAUAUUCACCAUUCCUAAAUCCGAUAGAGGAAUUCUUCUCGGCAUGGAGGUGGAAUGUGUAUGACCAUCGGCCACAUGAUCAAAUGACCCUCCUGGAUGCCAUGGAUGCUGGCUGUAGGGACAUAACAGCGGAAGACUGCCAAGGCUGGAUCCGGCACUCAAAGCAUUUUUACCCUAGGUGUAUUGCCUUGGAAGACAUAAGAUGUGAUGUAGAUGAAAACAUGUGGCCAAACCCAGAUGAUAGAAGAGAUUAGAGACGGAUUUUUUUGCUGUAUUGUUUGAUUGUUUCUCUGCUUUACGUAUCUGGGCAUUUUUAUUU